Leptopilina heterotoma is the source of this 2181-nucleotide messenger RNA. RefSeq names its product interferon-related developmental regulator 2 (gene Ifrd1). The coding region runs from base 221 to 1531 and encodes 436 amino acids. Lineage: Eukaryota; Metazoa; Arthropoda; Insecta; Hymenoptera; Figitidae. The transcript is spliced from 6 exons. The record is from RefSeq and is a predicted model, not a curated record.
GAGCACGACAGUGUAAACUUGAGGAGAAGGCCCUGGCUGGCUUACUCGACGUGUAUGCUUUGAAAUUCCCGCAACAUGUUAAUGAGUUUUUAUCAAAUUUUUAUUAAAAAUUCAUGCAGUGUAUUCAGUAUACGAAAGAAAAUUUAUAGUGCAAGACAUUUACCUUCUUGAUCGAAUAUUUUCUUUAGUGUAAAUUGUGCAAUAAAGGAGUGUUUGAAGAAUGCCUGGGAAAGGGAGUAGAAAAGGAAAAUUUGGUCACGGCGGGAAGAGGACGGAGGGAACUUCCGAUGAGGAUUCGGUUAAUGAUGCUUGUAGUGUGACGAGUGGAUUGUCGGAUGCAAAUAUCGUGGAAGAAGUUAAUGAUAAUGAGGUGGAUGAACCUACUCAGCAGCAGGAGGCAUUUGAGGAGAAUUUAAGGGACGCAAUCGAUGGAUUAACGCAAAAAAGUGCCAAGGGACGAACAAAUUGUUUUCAGGGGAUUGAGAAAAUUUUUGCCACUAAAUAUGUUCCUGAUUUUGUUGAGGAUCGAAAAAUGACCAUCACAGAUGCAAUUGAACGUGGAUUGAAGAAGGGCCGCGGUGAUGAACAAUCGAUUGCUGCAAGAUUAAGUACAUUACUUUGCGUUCAAUUGGGUGCAUUUGAGAGUGCCGAAACUGUUUGCAAGGAAAUAAAAUCGACAUUAAUUUGCAUUGCCAAUGAUAAUUCGGCGUCGACUAAUGCAAGAUCAGAGUGCUGCUGGGCUUUGGGUUUAAAUCAAUUUUUCUCUGGGAACGAUUCUGCUGACACUAUUGAAAUAAUUCAAUUGUUUUCGACAAUUUUUUCCGGUUCAUUUUUAAAAGGCAAUGGCGCAUUGCCGACAAUUUCGGCUGAUGUGGCGGCUCUUCAUGCGGCAGCAAUUUCCUCGUGGACUUUACUUUUGACUGUCAUGUCACCCUUUGAAAUUUACAAUCUACUUGGAAGUAAUCGCUCCAAUACUUGUAUGCCAUCUUUGAGUCGUUUGCGAGAGUUGCUCGAAUCGCCUCAUCUUGACGUGCGUCUAUCUGCUGGCGAGGCAUUGGCAGUGAUUUUCGAACUCGGUCGUGAAUUUUGCGAUGACUACGAACAAGAAUGGGCACUUGAGUUGGUUGAGAUGCUCAGGGAUCUUGCAACCGAUUCCAACAAGUACAGAGCAAAGAAGGAUCGUAAACAACAGCGAGCGAGUUUCAGAGAUAUUUUACGCUAUAUCGAGGAUGAUAUUACACCGGAAAUGCACAUAAAAUUCGGCAAAGAAGUCUUGUAUCUAGAGGGUUGGUGCGCACGAACACAAUAUAACGCAUGCUGUCGACUUCUUGGUCCGGGAAUAAAUAUUCAUCUCUCUGAAAAUCAACUCUUGCGGGAAAUCUUUCAUCUUGGAAAUCGUGUCUUGCCAAUGCCGACAACGCAAAAAACCACCAAACUCGAAAAGACACUGAUGAACGCAGCAGCAUUUAAGGCAAGGACCAUUCUUCGUAGUAAAAAUCGCGACAAGCGUUCCGCAGCAUUGGCAUUGUAAACUUCUUCACUUUUUUUCAAUUUUUUCCCCUUAUAGUUAAUUUACCGCGUGAGAGAAUGAAUGAAUUUUACAAUUUUUAAUUUAUUGAAAACAAUUAACGGAUGAGAGAAUGAUUACUUCUAUAAAAGAAAAAGAAAUCAUGUGAAACUGUAUAUACAGAAGGACAAUUUAUUUAAAGAAACAAAAAAAAAAAGCUUCAAACAAAACUCGUAGAUUUUAAUAUUUUGCUAAUUGAAAAUACGUGUAGUUAUCGAAAUUUUGUUUACUGUAUAUACAUAUUUUUUUUAAAGAAUUUGACAAUGUUUUAGAUAAAUUCAGUUUUUUUUUCACUAUAUAGAUAAUUGAAGAAAAUUCUGAAAUAUUUUAUAUUUGUAUCUAUUUUUUCUGAAGAAAGACACGUUGAUUUAAAGAAAAAAAAGUGAUAAUUUGGACACAAAAAAAAGUAAGACAAGCAUUUAUAUAGUAAAAAAAAAUAUAUCGCUUUACGAUAAUGUUAUAUUUGUUUUUUUUUAUCGAACAUAAUUGGUAUGGAUAAAAAUAAUUCAUUUUUUUGCUCUUUAAUCGGGGCAUUGCUAGUUUUAAUUUUGUUGAUUUUUUCAUUGUAAAUUAGGAAGUGAAUUUUAAUAAAUACAGAAUUGAGAAACAAAAAA